AUGCCUGAUACUAAAGCCAAUACACUUCUACCGGGGUGCGGAGCGGUUGGUACUUUGGCGGCCGUCACAUUGGGAAGAUCUGAACGUGCCACCGCCACAGCAGUGCUAAGGUCAAACUUCACCGCACUUGAGCAGAAGGGCUUCGCCAUCGGUUGUAUUGAUCAUGGCAGUCUCACGGGCUGGCGUCCAUCACGUAUUGAGCGCUCGGUUCGAGAUGCAAUGAGUCAUGGACCUUUCCAGUUCAUCGUUAUAGCACUGAAAAACCUCCCUAAUAUUUAUUCAAUCCCAGCUCUCGUUGCUCCAGCCAUUACGCGAUCUGCAACGAUUGUCCUGAUACAAAACGGCAUUGGUAUUGAGCAACCAUUCGUCGAUUCCUUCCCGGAUUCCACUACCUUAUCCGGCGGAAGCAUGAUUGGCACCCGUGAAUUGAGCAGCGGCGUGAUCAGACAUGACAAGCCCGAUAUUCUCCACCUAGGCCCAAUAUAUAACGCGACUAUUGCAAGGAAAACAGAGGACGAACUGGCAGCUUCUUUCGCCUCGCUGUACAGAGCCAGUGGCGCAUCUUGCCUCCUCGCCAACGACAUCACUUGCAUGCGCUGGAAGAAGCUCGUGUGGAAUGCAUCCUUCAAUGGUGUUUGCGCUAUGACAAGCCUUGGUUCUGGCGCCAUUAUGGAUUCCGGUGGUGUAGAGACCAUAAUCCGCCCAGUGAUGGAUGAAAUUGUCACUAUCGCCAAGGCCAGUGGGUGUACCCUACCGGAUGGCAUCCAGCAGCGGACAAUUGACUGGAUGCCACGCGAAAUAAACUUUCGUUCAAGUAUGUUGGUUGAUGUCGAUCGUGGCAACCUAUUGAAGUUGAAGCUAUUGUGGGUAAUCCACUGCGCAUAG
Penicillium subrubescens is the source of this 885-nucleotide messenger RNA. Its product is annotated as ketopantoate reductase family protein. Gene Ontology annotation, molecular function: oxidoreductase activity. The record is from RefSeq and is a predicted model, not a curated record. The transcript is spliced from 2 exons. Gene Ontology annotation, cellular component: cytoplasm. The coding region runs from base 1 to 885 and encodes 294 amino acids. Lineage: Eukaryota; Fungi; Ascomycota; Eurotiomycetes; Eurotiales; Aspergillaceae.